Molecule: messenger RNA, 2203 nt
Organism: Microtus ochrogaster (prairie vole)
Lineage: Eukaryota; Metazoa; Chordata; Mammalia; Rodentia; Cricetidae
Gene: Lnpk
Product: lunapark, ER junction formation factor
Biological process (GO): endoplasmic reticulum tubular network organization
Cellular component (GO): endoplasmic reticulum tubular network
Source: RefSeq, a predicted model, not a curated record
GGUUUGAUGGGAAGGCAUUGGCCGGGCCCAGUGCUCUAUCAGUAGCUGCUGCUGCUUGCUUCAGGGCGGGCUGCUCGGUGGCCACCGGGGCUUGCCGGAGCGGACGCCGGGGCUGGGCUGCUCCCGCUUUCCUCAGCUGUGACUUCUUUUGGACAACCCAUGAUAUUUAUUAUUGUGCCAACCUUCUCCAAAUAGAAGAUGGGUGGACUGUUUUCUCGAUGGAGGGCAAAACCUUCAACAGUCGAAGUUCUAGAAAAUAUAGAUAAGGAAAUUGAAGCAUUGGAAGAAUUUAGAGAAAAAAAUCAGAGAUUGCAAAAAUUAUGGGUUGGAAGAUUAAUUAUCUAUUCUUCAGUUCUUUAUCUGUUUACAUGCUUAAUCGUUUACCUGUGGUAUCUUCCUGACGAAUUUACAGCAAGACUUGCCAUGACACUUCCGUUCUUCGCUUUUCCUUUUAUCAUCUGGACCAUAAGAACUGUGCUUAUUUUCUUCUUUUCCAAGAGAACAGAGAGAAAUAACGAAGCUUUGGAUGAUUUAAAAUCCCAGAAGAAAAAGAUACUUGAAGAAGUCAUGGAAAAAGAAACUUAUAAGACAGCUAAGUUAAUUCUCGAAAGGUUUGAUCCAGAAUCAAAGAAAGCAAAGGAGUUUGAGCCGCCAUCUGCUGGAGCAGCUGUAACUGCAAAACCAGGACAAGAGAUUCGUCAGCGAACUGCAGCUCAGAGAAACCUUUCCCCAGCACCAGCGAGCUCUAAUCAGGGCCCUGCUCCACAAGUUCCAGUCACUCCUGGGCCUUCAAAGGAUGCAUCGGCUCCAGGGGGACCUCCGGAAAGGACUGCUGCUCCAGCCUUACCCAGGCGCCUUGGAUCCCCUGCUACUUCAGUGCCUGGAAUGGGCCUUCAUCCUCCAGGUCCACCCUUAGCAAGACCCAUUCUCCCCCGAGAACGAGGUGCUCUGGAUAGAAUUGUUGAAUAUUUAGUUGGUGAUGGUCCACAGAACAGGUACGCUCUCAUAUGUCAGCAGUGCUUUUCUCACAAUGGCAUGGCUUUGAAAGAAGAAUUCGAAUACAUUGCUUUUCGAUGUGCCUACUGUUUUUUCUUGAAUCCUGCAAGAAAAACCAGACCUCAAGCUCCGCGACUUCCAGAGUUUAGUUUUGAAAAGAGGCAGGCGGUGGAAAGCUCAAGCUCAGCUGGCCCCAUGUCAUCAGAAAGUGCACCCUCAACACAGAGCCAGCGCAGUGAAGAAUCUUUAGAAGAACAAGAUGUUUUUGAUAAUAGUGCAGAGCAGAGAGAUGAAAACCUACCAGUGGCAGAGCAGACAAGCCCAGUGAGUGAAGACACAUCUGGUUCAGAGGAAGCAGAGGAACAACAAGAAGAGACUGAGACCGAGGAAACCCCAGCAGCUGAAGCCAAGUCAGCCGUGCUCAGUGAUGAUUCUGUUUCUAAUCUUGAACCAAGUGGAGAAUCUUUGGUGACAUAGUAGUAAAUAAUUCCAUGUGCCUUCAACUGGAUGUUUGUAGUCUUGUUGAUGUCAGUUAUUGCUUUUUUUUGUGGUACUCAAAAAUUUGCCUUUUAGAUAUAUGCUUAAUAUUAUUCAAAUUCAGAUUGCCUAGUGAGCUCAGUGUGUUCAAGUCCUGACUACUGGGCAUUGAAUGUAAAAGCACGUGGUGUCAGUGAGUGUGCAGAGACCCACGAAGCUGUUAGGUACUUUGUGCAUUCUUGUUUUCUACAUCUAUAACUUGUAAGUAAUACCCAUUUUGACAUAGGAAUUUUGGCUAGGAAUAAUUUCUUUAAUAGUGUUAAGGAUUGAAACAUAAUUAGGAUUUUGAAUUUAAAAUCAUUAAAUUUUAACUCCUGAGAUAUUUGCCAGUGGGGAAGGAAAUACCUGUUUAGGUGUUUACAUUAGGUGACACUGAAAGCUGUAACCCUGAUUACAUAGGCAUCGGUACGAACUCUCAGUAAGAUGCACCAACAGUCAAGGGCAGAGUUUCUUUUGAUGUCUUUUCCUUUGCAGCUGGGCCAAAGGCACAUGAUGUAUAUAGUUAGUUUAUGUUUACGUAUUAACAGAUAGGAACUGCGUCUGCACUUGGCUGUACUUGAAUUCUUGGUAUUAUUUAUAUUUGUAAAAUAAUGAUGAUAUAUAAAUGGAUUUUUUUUCAUGUGUGUGUUUUGUUAAGGAAAAUAAAGAUGACCUGGCAAUGUUUUUUCUU